Molecule: messenger RNA, 282 nt
Organism: Cylicostephanus goldi
Lineage: Eukaryota; Metazoa; Nematoda; Chromadorea; Rhabditida; Strongylidae
Source: the annotation of a GenBank genome assembly
GGUGUCCUUAACUGUCAAGAGUACCCGAAAUUACCUGCGCUUGUUGAUGCCUCCAACGUUGAUGUUGUUUCAGCUCCUGAAGAUGUUGUUAGGACCAACAUCAUAACUGAUUUUGUUGCACUCACGAUUGCAUUGUGCCUGACAUUCCGUCAAAUUUUCGUGUGUGAUGCUGCUAUUGCGGACGCAUACAUAGUCAGUCCUGGUUACGGCAUAGUUAUGAAAAAACAAACUACGAAAAAUCCUGUUAGACUCACACAACGUCCUUUCCUGGUGCAGAAGUAG